Molecule: messenger RNA, 1596 nt
Organism: Fusarium pseudograminearum CS3096
Lineage: Eukaryota; Fungi; Ascomycota; Sordariomycetes; Hypocreales; Nectriaceae
Exons: 3
Coding region: 1-1596 (531 amino acids)
Molecular function (GO): iron ion binding; monooxygenase activity; heme binding
Source: RefSeq, a predicted model, not a curated record
AUGGAUAGUAAUUACGAGUCUGUUCAGGGCGCGAUCGCGUCGCUGACGAUACGACAAUGGGUAGUUGUUACUGUGGUCUCUUGGUUUGUGUACAAGAUCGUUGAGGCUCUGUACAACAUCUCGCCACUUCACCCGCUAAGCAAGGUCCCUGGCCCGAAACUCGCGGGAGCAACUUAUCUACCCGAAUUCUAUCAUGAUGUAAUUCUCGUCGGGCGUUAUACACAUGCCAUUCAAAAGAUGCACGAGAAAUAUGGCCCCAUUGUUCGCAUCAACCCAAAUGAGACACACUGUUCUGACAUGGCUUUCUCCGAGGAGAUCUACGCUGUUGGAGGACGCAAGCGCGACAAGCCAUUUCACCAAGUCAACGGUUCAGCAGCUGGAACAGGCAACGCAUUUGGUACCCCUGAUCACGAUGUCCACCGAUCUCGACGUGGCCCUGUAGCCAAGUUCUUCUCCAGAGCCAUGAUUGCGCGACUCGAGGAAGAAGUCCACGAGCUAGCCCAGACACUGUGCAACAAACUACUAGCUGAAAGUAGCGGCAAAGAAAAGAGCGCUCCUAUCGAUGUCGCACAUGCAUACAGUUGCUUCACCUCCGACGCCAUUUCCAGCUACUGUUUCGGUGAGGCUUUUGGACUUUUGUCGCGCGAUACCUGGAGACCUACUUUCCGUGAGGCGACUCUGGCUGUUCUCAAGCCAGUAUUUGUCUUUCGAUUCUUCCCAUUCCUCGUUGGUAGUGUCAAGUAUGGCAAGCAUUUCGUCGACUACCUACCUGCCGAUGCUGCUAUGCUUGUUCGAACUCUGCAAAUCGACAUCCCCGCUCGUGUGACAAAGACAAAGACAGACCUCAACUCUGGUAUCGUCUAUGAUCGACCAACCAUUUUCGCCGAUCUUCUUCAGUCUGAGCUGGAUGAGAGUGAGAAGGGAACUGAUCGUCUUGUUGAAGAGGCUGUUACCAUCGUCAACGCUGGAACCGAGACCACGAGUUGGGCAUUGGCUGUUAUCACCUAUUUCCUCUUAUCGCAGCCCGAGACUAUGAGCAAGUUGCAGGCUGAGCUGGCCACUGUUGUUGAUGACCCGCGACACUUGCCUUCUUGGACAACACUUGAGAAGCUGCCAUACCUUGGAGCUGUUAUCAACGAGGGCCUGCGUCUAUCCUACGGUGUUUCUAGCCGUUCAGCUCGUGUUCCUACAGCAGAGGAUCUUAUCUACCAUGGAGAGUUUAACAAGCAGCACACCACUAUCGUUCUUCCCCGAGGUUAUGCUAUCGGCAUGUCAUCAGCCAUAUCUCACCACGACGAAUCUGUCUUCCCCGACUCUUACUCUUUUACCCCCGAGAGAUGGAUCGACGACGAUGGAACUAUCAGGAAGAACUUGGAGCGAUCUAUGCUUGCCUUCUCCAAGGGUAGCCGUGGAUGUCUUGGUAAAAAUCUCGCCCUUUGCGAGUUGUACCUUUCUCUUACAGCACUUGUCAUGAGGGUUAUGCCUCGCAUGACUCUCUACAACACAUCUGAGCGUGAUGUUCGAUACGAUCACGAUAUGUUUAUCCCAGUGACUGUCAAGGGAAGCACAGGAGUUAGAGUGACAAUCGAAGCUUAA